Messenger RNA from Diaporthe batatas, 1413 nucleotides. Its product is annotated as chitobiosyldiphosphodolichol beta-1,4 mannosyltransferase. Lineage: Eukaryota; Fungi; Ascomycota; Sordariomycetes; Diaporthales; Diaporthaceae. The record is from RefSeq and is a predicted model, not a curated record. The transcript is spliced from 3 exons. Bases 1 to 1413 code for a protein of 470 amino acids. Gene Ontology annotation, cellular component: endoplasmic reticulum. Gene Ontology annotation, molecular function: mannosyltransferase activity.
AUGGAGAUACAGGUGAUCCUGCUGUCUCUGCUCGGGGCCGUACUUCUCACCCUGCUCAUCGCCGUGUUCCUGCUCUCUCCAACAAGGCAUCGCCCAGCCGCACAGCGACACGUAACGGCCCAGGUCCUGGUGCUGGGAGAUAUCGGCCGCAGCCCUCGCAUGCAAUACCACGCACACAGCAUCGCCAAGCAUGGAGGGACAGUCGAGCUGAUAGGCUACCAUGAGUCGGCACUCUUGCCCGCCCUUACCAAGCUCCCGAAUGUGACCGUCUGCGCAUUGGGCGCCCCGCCAGCCGUUCUGAGGUCCAAGUCUGCACCAUUCCUCGUCACCGGGCCGCUCAAGGUGCUGUGGCAGGUUUCCAAUCUAUUUCACGUUCUAUUGUACAAGACGCAGCCGGCACAAUGGCUGCUUGUUCAGAACCCGCCCUCAAUACCAACCCUGGCUGUGGCCUGGCUGACAUGCGCCGCCCGCAACACACGCCUCGUCAUAGACUGGCACAACUAUGGCUGGACAAUCCUUGAGGGCACCCGUGGGUCCUCCCACCCCUUCGUCCGCAUAUCAAAGCUCUACGAGUGCUUCUUCGGCCGCCUUGCGCCCUCGGCCAACCUGACCGUCACCCACGCCAUGAAGCGACAGCUUCAGAAGGCGCCGUGGGGCAUCCGCUCCCCCAUCGUGACGAUGCACGACCGCCCCGCCGCUAUCUUCCAGCCCGUCGCCUCCUCGAGCCAGCGGGAGUCGUACCUCUCAGCCGUCGACGAGGCACGCGACUUCGCCAGCGCCGUCGUGGGGGGCCAGCACAGACUCGUCGUGAGCAGCACGUCCUGGACGCCCGACGAGGACUUCGGCCUGCUUCUCGAGGCGCUGGUGCGGUACGGCGCCGCUUCCGCCUCCGCCCCCGCCUCCGCCACCGGAAGCUCGCAGCCACCCUUGCUCGUCAUAAUCACGGGGCGCGGGCCGCAGAAGGCAGCGUACGAGGCCAAGAUCGCCAGGCUCGCCUCCGAGGGAAAGCUGCCUGGCAUCACGGUGCGCACGGCGUUCCUCACGUUCGAGAACUACGCGCACCUCCUGGCCGCCGCGGACCUGGGCAUCUGCCUGCACAUGAGCAGCUCCGGCGUCGACCUGCCCAUGAAGGUGGUGGACAUGUUCGGCGCGGGCCUGCCGGUGCUGGCGUACUCGGGCUACGAGAGCUUUAGCGAGCUGGUCAGGGAGGGCGAGAACGGGUGUGGCUUCGAGACGUCGGCCGAGCUCGGCGAUGCCAUGUCGCGGCUGUUGGGCGCCGAGGGGCAGGGCGAGCUGGCGAGGCUCAGGGAGGGUGCCGUCAGAGAGGGUCGCCGCCGGUGGGACGAGGAAUGGGAUCAAGUCGUGAAGCCUCUCCUGGGGUUCUCUCGGAAUGAGGGCACCCGCUCGGAAUGA